Chiloscyllium plagiosum (whitespotted bambooshark) is the source of this 2267-nucleotide messenger RNA. It is a transcript of the gene ubap1lb, whose product is annotated as ubiquitin associated protein 1-like b. Gene Ontology annotation, molecular function: ubiquitin binding. Gene Ontology annotation, biological process: ubiquitin-dependent protein catabolic process via the multivesicular body sorting pathway. Gene Ontology annotation, cellular component: ESCRT I complex. NCBI's taxonomy places the organism in Eukaryota, Metazoa, Chordata, Chondrichthyes, Orectolobiformes, Hemiscylliidae. The record is from RefSeq and is a predicted model, not a curated record.
GAAGCACCCAUGUGUGUAUCCGGCUGAAGUAUAAUCUGAAGUAAACCUGAAAUACAAUUAACAGACUGAUGAAAGAAACUAUGCACAUAUGCACUUUCUAUUUUUAACAUAUUCCAGCCCAUUUGCCAGAGGCAGAGUGCAGCACCAACAGGGUUACAUCUGUACACCCCAUUGUUUUCUUCGUUAUCAGGCUGUUUGAAUUGUAACAAUGGGCAGCCCGGAGAAUGAGGUUUACAGCAGUUUGGGAGGAACCUCAACUUAUUUGGAUGAAGUACCUUUUACAAUUUCUCAGAAGUUCCAGCGUGUUGCUUCAGAAGAACUCUCUCCACUAUCAAACCUCCUUGUGCCUGAUCGCACUGAGAUAGUGAUGAAAACACAGUACGAUUUUACUCUGGAAAAGAAGAUUCUAGAAUGGCUGCGAGACUGUUCCCUACGAGAGCCUCCAAGGCUUACACCAACAUGUCCACCAUUUUGGCUUGCGUUUUCCGAUCUUGAGGAAGAGGAUAAAGGUGACAUGAAUAAUAAUUCCCAGCAUGCUAAAGUUCAAAAUGACCACAUGAUUUUGCAGACCAAGAAGUUCAGAAGUUUCAGUGUGACAGACAUUAAAUAUGUUCGCUCUAAACCUGUAUACAAGUCAGACUCCGAAAGUGACGAUGGAUACUCAGAGGAUGAUGAGCUCUCAUCGUCUGAUGAAAAUGAAAAGCAGAGGUUUCCUUCAGUGCCACAUCUCAGGAACAAAUUUAAUCUUCAUUCCAGAUUGCUAGAUGGGAGACCAGCUUCAUCCCCUUUCUGUUUGGAUAGCCCUUCCAGAAGCCGACAGUGUGAGAGAUGUCUUAGUGCCAGCUUAACCCGACUCCCUCAUAUCACUAGCCAUAGGUCAUCUCCUCUUUGCAACAAUACUGAUGAUGAGGAAGAUGUUCAGAGGCUUGGAUCAAACUGGUCACAGGGACAUACACCAAGAAAACUUUGUAGAAAAUCUCUCUGUCAGCACCAAAACAAAAAAAAUGGGAAGAAUAUGAACUCAGAGCAAAUUAUGAUUGGAAGUCCACCAUUAUCAUCUGCACGAUGUCACCUGGAAAGGUCAUUGAUGUUCAGAGCAAGAAUUCCACUCAGAAAACACAAAUCACCGCUUUCGACCCUCAGUAAGCAUUCCUGCCUUCCGGCGCCUCCAUCAACUCCAAGACCUUUAUAUUCCCACAAAAUUCUCCCAGACUCUACUGCUGACCUACUACUGGCACUGAGUCAAAAAGAGCAGGACCUCAUCCAGCCACUGAUGAGACAGGGCUAUCCGAUAAGCAGAGUGAUUUGGGCGAUCCAGAAUGUGGGACAACAAAGCAGAAAGCAGAUCCUCAAGUAUCUGAGUGCCUGGGACCGUCUCUGUAAAGAGGGCUAUAAGGAAAGACUUGUCGAAGAAGCCAUGGAGUUCUUUCAGAAUUCAGAGGAAAAGGCAGCAGAAUUUCUGACAUUAAUGACACAGUUCGAUGAGAUGGGUUUUCAGCACGAUGAUAUUAAGGAAGUUCUCCUCAUCCACAACAAUCAUCGAGAAAAAGCAUUGGAGGAACUUAUGACACGUGCCAGAUAGUUGGAAAAAGUUACGAUUCUACCUGCUCUGGUUUUUGUAUUGCACAGUUAAGCAGUCUAAUCCCUGACCAUCUUAGAUGUGGCAUUUGUUUAUUUUUAUCCUUUUGUUAAGUAUUUGAAAAUGUAUCUGCCCUAAUGCAAAAUAGUGAGAGAUUGCACAGCUCUGAUGUGCAGUGGAAUCUGGGUGUCCUAGUGCAUGAAUAGCGAAAGGCCUAUUGGCAGGUAGGGAAGGCUAAUAAAAUAUUAUUUUUUAUUGCAGUGGUAAUUGAAUUCAGAAGUAGGGAGAUUAUGCUUCAGUUAUAUAGGGCUCUGGUAACUCCGCAACUAGAGUACUAUGUAUAGUUUUGGUCACUUUAAUUAAAAAUGGAUACAAAUACAUUGGAAGCAGUUCAGAGAAGGUUUACCAGACUAAUACCUGGAAUGGGUGUGACAUCUUAUGCAGAAAGGUUGGACAGACCAGGCUUUCAUCUGCUGGAGUUUAGAGCUGACUUGAUAGCAAUGCUUAAGAUCCUGAGGGGCCUUAACAGGGUUGAUGUGAGAAGGUUUAUGUCCUGUUAUGGAGAAUUUAGAUCCACAGCUCACUGAUGAAAAGUAAGGGGUUGCUUAUUUCAAGCAGAAAUUAGGCAAACUGUUUUCUCACAGAGUUGAGAGUCUUUGGAACUUACUUUGUGAAGGGGCAGUGGAAA